This is a messenger RNA of Tarenaya hassleriana, 1607 nucleotides long. Its product is annotated as multidrug resistance protein 2-like. The transcript has 14 exons. Bases 17 to 1435 code for a protein of 472 amino acids. Gene Ontology annotation, biological process: transmembrane transport. Gene Ontology annotation, molecular function: transmembrane transporter activity. The record is from RefSeq and is a predicted model, not a curated record. Lineage: Eukaryota; Viridiplantae; Streptophyta; Magnoliopsida; Brassicales; Cleomaceae.
UAUAAAAUGAAAAAGAAUGGGUAAGAGAGGAGAGAGAGAGGGGAAGAUGGAGGGUUUGGAGAUGGGAGAGCUGAUUCACUUAUUGACGACGGUGUUCGUGUCGGGCUUCGCCGGAUUCCUGACGACUCCGGCGAUUACUGACGUCACCGUCGCCGCACUUUGCUCCCCCGGCGCCGACGAGUGCUCUCUCGCCGUCUACCUCUCCGGCUUCCAACAAGCGGCGAUAGGGUUGGGGACAAUGGUAAUGAUGCCGGUGAUGGGAAAUUUAUCGGAUAAAUAUGGGAUUAAAGCUUUGCUCACUCUUCCUAUGGCUCUCUCCAUCAUCCCUCCCGCAAUAUUAGGAUACAAAAGGGACAGAGAUUUCUUCUACGCGUAUUACAUAAGUCGAACUCUGACUGCGAUGGUCUGCGAAGGCACCGUCGACUGUCUCGCCUACGCCUACGUGGCAGAAAAUAUUUCAGAGAUAAAGAGAAUAUCAGCGUUUAGCGUUUUAGCCGGCGUUAAAACGAUCUCCAGCGUUUGCGGCACGUUGGCCGCCCGUUUUCUCUCCAUCGCUUCCACGUUUCAGAUCGCGGCUGUAUCAUGGCUAAUCGGUUUGGUCUAUAUGAGAGUUUUCCUAAAAGAGCGACUACAUGAUCAUGGUGAUGAUGACGAUGAUGGUCAUCAUCAUCAUCAUGGUGAGCAUCAUGGAGAAGAUCAUCCUUUAGCAGAGCCUAUUCUAAAGGAUACACCCGCCGCCAAGGCACGUGUCUUCAAUAAGAACUCAUCGUUGAAGGACAUCAUCAGCUUGAUGAAGACCAGCACCGUAUUCGUACAAGCAUUGGUUGUAACAUUCUUCAGCAGUUUUUCAGACAGUGGAAUGCAGUCUGCCUUUCUGUAUUUUCUCAAAGCCCGCUUCGGAUUCAACAAAGAUCAGUUUGCUGAUCUCAUGCUGCUGGUCAGCAUCAUCGGCUCCAUCACUCAGCUAUUUCUACUGUCGAUUUUGGCUUCUGCAAUGGGAGAACGUAGGUUGCUUUCACUUGGGCUUCUUAUGGAAGUAGUAAAUACUGCCAUUGUCAGCGUUUCUUGGUCUGCAUGGGUUCCGUAUCUCACAACGGUAUUUGCUCCGGGCGCCAUGAUCGUGAUGCCCUCUGUUUGUAAUAUCGCCUCCAAGCAAGUAGGACCUGGUGAUCAGGGAAAGGCUCAAGGAUGCAUCUCUGGAGUCAAAUCCUUCGGAAAGGUCAUCGCCCCAUUUGUGUUCAGCCCAGUUACCGCAUUGUUCCUCUCAGAUGAUCCACCAUUCUACUUCCCUGGGUUCAGUCUCCUCUGCAUCUCCUUAUCCUCGAUGAUCGGUUUCAUUCAGAGUCUGGUGAUAAAAGAUGAUCCUCCUCCGUCGUCGAACCAGACGAUCAACCCUAGUUCAGAGGAGGAGGGCGUAAAUUCAACAUACAGAUGAUGAAAAACAGGGGUUACACACGCAUGUUUACGUAGAUGAAAUUUCAAAAUGAAACAUCUCUUGUAUCAUUUCUGGUUCCGACAUUAUCGAGUCUGGUUGUUUUGAUGUGGAAGACCGGACAGAACAUAUAUAGACCUUCUUUGCAGUGUCUAAUUAUACGUAUUUACGUACA